Molecule: messenger RNA, 1145 nt
Organism: Sinocyclocheilus anshuiensis
Lineage: Eukaryota; Metazoa; Chordata; Actinopteri; Cypriniformes; Cyprinidae
Product: microsomal glutathione S-transferase 2-like
Exons: 5
Coding region: 303-728 (141 amino acids)
Biological process (GO): leukotriene biosynthetic process
Cellular component (GO): endoplasmic reticulum; nuclear envelope; membrane
Molecular function (GO): glutathione peroxidase activity; glutathione transferase activity; leukotriene-C4 synthase activity
Source: RefSeq, a predicted model, not a curated record
UAAAUUUGUAAAUUUAGUUGAAUCGAAGUACUGUGGGGCCUUAAUUAGUUCAAAAGCACACGAGACAUAAAUGCAAUUCGUUGUCAUUCCCAACUCGUACUGUUAUUAGACUGGAACAGUGGUAUAGCUGGCGAUCCGAUAUGCGUAGUAUGAUAUGUUACACCCCGUGUAAACUUUAGACCGGUACUUCCUGAUCUCCAAAACAGAAGGUGCAGUAUAAGCGGAUGUACAGACCUAAUUUCACAACUUUGUGGCGAGACGUUGUCUAAAAAGGAGUUGUAUCGGACCAUAUCACCACAAAUAUGACUUCGGAUCUGCCAGUUCUCCUCGCAGCAGUGUCGAUACUGUCUGCUCUCCACCUGGUGUUUCAGGCAAGACGAGUGGGGUGGUCAAGGAUGAAACAUAAAAUUAUGCCACCCACUGUUACUGGACCACCUGAGUUUGAAAGGACAUUUCGUGCACACCAGAAUAGCAUAGAGUCAUAUUCCAUUUUCUUGGUGGUAUUGUGGAUCUCUGGCAUCUUUUGCAAUGAAGUGCUUGCUGCUCUUGGAGGACUUCUGUAUAUUGUGGGCAGAGAGAUGUACUUUACUGGCUAUAUCCGUGAAAGCAAGAAAAGGUUGCCAGGGUUUUAUUUGGUGCUGUGUGCCCUGUUAUUCCUAACUGUGACGGCUACCAUUGGAAUAAUUCAAUCAUUUUUGAGCAAAUAUCUCAACACCAGACUUCUCUAAAUCAUUUAAUUAAAAUUUUCAAAAGUUUUUUUCUUUUUCUUUACCAAUCUAUUAAAUAAAAGGCAUGUAAAAUCUAUGUUAUGGAUGUUUCAGAUCAACUUGACGUGUUUAUGUUUCAUGUGUCAGUUUAUUCUCAUUCUAAGGUUCAUAUUACAGUAUUAAUUCAGAGAACCCAGUGAUAAACUCACCACUAAAUUGUUGUUGAAAGCGUGAUCUUUAGUGGAUGUCAUGUGGACUGAAUUGGAAUUCUAAUAUAUUUUGUAAGUUUUUACCAAAAUUGAGUUUGAUCUUCAUACCUAGUGUGUCAAAACUGAGAGAUAGUCAGCAUAUUUGUGCUGUUUCAGGUCAACAGGGAGAACUGGGUCUUCUUAUGAAUAUAAAUUGUCCUGAGGAACAUUAAAACUUUAUUGUUUGUCA